This is a messenger RNA of Ziziphus jujuba (common jujube), 1186 nucleotides long. RefSeq names its product putative lipid-transfer protein DIR1. Gene Ontology annotation, biological process: systemic acquired resistance. Gene Ontology annotation, molecular function: fatty acid binding. Bases 711 to 1031 code for a protein of 106 amino acids. The transcript is spliced from 2 exons. NCBI's taxonomy places the organism in Eukaryota, Viridiplantae, Streptophyta, Magnoliopsida, Rosales, Rhamnaceae. The record is from RefSeq and is a predicted model, not a curated record.
UAUAAAAAAUUCUUUUUAUAACAUAAACUUUUAAGUGCACUCUUGUAGUAUGUUAUCUUUUUUUUUUAAAAAAAAAAAAUCAAAAUAAUGAGCAGAAUUAGAUUAAAAUAAGGUAUAAAUUCAGAAUUCUCUCUGUUUGUGAAUAUUUUAUUGUUAUUUUUAUUUAAUAUAAAAUAUCAAACUUUCAAAGUAAUUUCAGUUGUUUUUUUGAUUUGAUGACUAUAAUUUAACAGUGUCCUAAACAAAAAAAUAAAAAAAUGAAUAGGAUAUAGAUUAAUGUGAACAGAAGACUUUUUUUUUUUUCUUUGGUAAUAAGCAGAAAACUGUUCUUAGAGAGAGAGAGAGAGAAAAAAAAAUUGUCAUUUUAGCGGUUCAGGGUGAGCAUGGUAAGAGAACUCCAAAAAGUCUUCGGCCAUUCCUGUUAUUGCUUCUUGACUGGAAAACAACAUGCCUUUUGCUUUAUAAAAACAAACAAAUUUCUAGUAGAAGGUAAUCGUUUCUAGUGGUACAAGUUAGCACUCUUUUCUACCCAGCACCUAGAAAUUAAGAAGACUUACCUCCUAUCCACGAACUGGGUUUACGUGACAUACCUAAAACUCUGCAAAAGAUAUUAAAAUAUUCUGUCUAGCUCUCCUAUAAAUCGACGAUACCCAGAAGCAAAAACCAUGGUGGUCUUUGAAUUUUGAAUAGCCAACAAAGUAGCAGAACAAAUGGGGAGGACUGGAGGCAAAGUUUUGGUGGUGCACUGUCUGAUGAGAGCAGUGCUGUUUACUUCGCUGCUUUGUGGAGGCAGUCCAAUAACCUUUUGCAACAUUGACACAAACCAGCUAAACGACUGCCUCCCAGCGGUGAGAGGCAUGUCACCUCCACCACCAACACAGAACUGUUGUGAUGUGAUUCACCAAGCCUACUUGCCCUGCCUCUGCUCAUACUUGCCUGUCCUCCCUAUGUUUGGGAUUGACCCAGUAUCCGCUGUGGCAUUGCCUAACAAAUGUGGCCUGGAAACACCACGGGAAUGCCAUGUGCCUUGAUAGCGGUUUCAGGUUGCUUUGAAUAAUGGCCGUGUUGUAUUUUCCCUGUAUUUUCAAUGUUGCUUUCUCUUGUUAGAUCGUAAAUUUUAAUAUUUGUCCUGAAAACGUGGUGCCAUAUAUUCAACAUGCACCUGUUCUUGCGUUGGAUUUCCUUA